CUUGGCCGGAAGUGUUGCCUGAAACACCGAUCCCAGGGAAAAUAAUAAUCACUUCCUCCUCUAAGGCCAACUGUGUCCGGUAACACAACAAACAGCUGACUGCUGCUUACACGGAUUACUGCUGGUUUGCUUCCAUUCUUUCCCGGAUGACCAGUCCCCCGGGUUCCCCCUGAGCCACAGACUGCCCUCUCGACUGACACCUCCACCUCCACCUCCUCCACCAUGACCGCUGCUGUGAGAGGCCCCACCGGUGUGCCUAUCCGAGGAGCUGGCGAUGGCAUGGAAACUGAAAAACCGCCCACCGCCAUUCUGGAGGUAAACACCGAUACACCGCCGCCGCCGGGUCCGCCCGCGGUUUCCCUCCUGAAGGUGGCGAGCCCUAAACGCAGCCCCAAAUCCACCCAGCCCGCUCCUCCUGCGGCUCCCCAGCCCCUCGGGGUGCUCUACCUGGGCAAGGUGAGUCGAGAGGCCUGCACGGAGGUGGAGGCUGUGAGGAUCCUCAUCCCCCGCUCUGCUAUCAGCCGGCACACCCGUACAGGACCCGCUGAGGGCAAAGGGGAGGCCGGGCAGCAGGGCCAGGGCUCUCCCCCGCUGCCUCUGGUGGAGGACUGGAGAGGACAGAUGGAGAAGCUGCAGAACUCUGAACGCCGGCUGCUGCAGGACAAGGAAGGCCUUUCCAAUCAGCUCCGUGUGCAGACCGAGGUAAACCGUGAGCUAAAGAAACUGCUGGUGGCGUCGGUGGGUGACGACCUUCAGUACCACUUUGAGCGUCUGUCGCGGGAGAAGAACCAUCUGAUUCUGGAGAAUGAGGCCCUCGGCCGGAGUCUGGCCCACACGGCCGAGCAGCUGGAGCGGAUGAGCAUCCAGUGUGACGUGUGGAGGAGCAAGUUCCUGGCCAGCAGGGUCAUGGCCGAGGAGUUGACGAGUGCCAGAGCGGCUCUGCAGAGGCAAACCAGAGAGGCACAAGGCGCCAUUCAAGACCUGCUGUCGGAGAGAGAAGAGUUCUCCAGCGACAUGGUGCUCACUCACAGGUCUCUGGAGCAGCUCCUCGUCUCCCUGCAGUGGGGCAGACAGCAGACGUACUACCCCAGUGCACAGCCCCUUAGCACAGGAGAGCUGGCAGCAGCCAAUCACAAGCUGGCAGUCGCCAUCAACUCCCAUCUGUUGGGAAACACCAGCAGCAGCAUCAGCGUGGUUAAGAGCAGCACCGUCACGGCUGAGCUGCUCUGCAGCACUCCGGCUGAGAAGAUGGCUGAAAAGGUGCUGAAGAUUUUGGAUCCAAUUUCCUGUUCGGAAAACCAAGAAGACCCUCCGCUCACUGACUCCUCCCCCUCGAGCUUUCUGAGCAGCAAGAAGAGCAUCGGCAGGUUCCACCCAUACACCCGCUACGAGAACAUUACUUUUAACUGCUGCGAGCGCUGCUCGGGGGACAUCCUGGUGCUGUAGGGGCCCAACGAGUGAUAUCAGGAGAUAACUGCUGCUGUGUGUUAAGGGACGUCAUCCCUCAGCAACGAAAGGUCGCUGCUCCAGCAGACGCCAUUCGUAGUAAGAGGCCUUUGCUACACACUGACUGUUGCGUUUCCACAGUUUCUGAUGUUUUAAAAUUGUAUUUUAAUUAGGAGGAAAAAAAGCUGAUAAAUGGAUUGGAGGAAUAAUGCUGAAUUACAGCCUGGUUUAAAUAAUGUAAAGGGCUAUUUAUUGUUGAGAUGUGAGGUCAGUGUUACAUGAUGAACAGACGGUGAGGCCUUUCUGCUUAUUUAUACCUGAACAUUAGACUAGUGUUUCAUUUCAAUUAUAUGAGUAAUGUGCUGUCAGAGCGAAUAGGCUGUAAUCAGACGCGCGAGGAAGUUCACAAAGGGGCUAACGUGCUAAUUGAACUGUCACGAUGCCGCUCACACCGCAAGGGCCCAGAUGUCUCAGUGUGAAGGUGCUGUCAUAUUUCAAAAAUAGUGUAUCGAUAUUUUGUAUUACGCUUGUAAAAGUGGUGUCGUAUACAUUCAAUGUCUUGGAGGGGUUUGAUGGUACUACCACAUGUAUUAUACACAAAGAGAAGCAUUCAAUGCAGAGUUUAACUUUUCUGGUGUUACAAAAGAUUGGUGCAUUUUUCUAAAAUAAAAAUUCCAUAAAAUGUCAUAUUUUAAAUAUUUUUUAUUGAAUCAUGUCAUUUAUUUUGGGUGAUUCUAUUUAAAAUGCUGUUCAAAACCAAGCUGUAUCGAUGGUUUGGUAUAUUUGGUCUGUGGAAUUGAUGGUGACUGGUUUACUCUAAAGGCACACCAGAAAAUUAUUUAUACAUUUUGUUUUCCAUGUUGGACCAAAAAUAAAGACCAAAGUAGCUACCA
Gasterosteus aculeatus aculeatus (three-spined stickleback) is the source of this 2339-nucleotide messenger RNA. RefSeq names its product basic leucine zipper nuclear factor 1 (gene blzf1). Gene Ontology annotation, cellular component: Golgi membrane. The record is from RefSeq and is a predicted model, not a curated record. Lineage: Eukaryota; Metazoa; Chordata; Actinopteri; Perciformes; Gasterosteidae. Gene Ontology annotation, biological process: Golgi organization; Golgi to plasma membrane protein transport.